AUGUCCGAGAGAAAAGCUGUUAAUAAAUACUAUCCUCCAGACUUUAAUCCGUUGGAAGCUGAGGAGGCGGCACGCAAGAUGUCCAAGAAGCUAAAGACCAUGAACAAAGACUCAGUCACGAUUAGACUUAUGACACCAUUUAGCAUGCGCUGCCUGAAGUGUUCUGAGUUUAUUCCUAAAAGUAGGAAAUUCAACGGAAAAAAGGAACUGCUGCCAGAAAGAUAUUUGGAUACCAUCAAGCAAUAUAGGUUAAGCGUCAAAUGUCCGCGGUGCAAUAACAUGAUUUCGUUUCGUACUGACCCAAAAAGUGGUGACUACGUGAUGGAAAUUGGUGGAGUUAAAAAUUUUGUAGCAGAAUCCCGCUCUUCUGAUUCCAAGAGGCACGAAACGCUGGACGAGACGUUGCAACGACUGGAGAAGCAGCAGCAAGAAGAAAAGGAUCAAUCGACAAAUAAUGAAAACGAAAAUAAGCUGGAACAGAUUGAAAUGCGACUUGUUAAGCUACAGCAAGAGCAAGAGGAUUAUGAAGCCCUUGAGGCCUUGCGAAAGGAUAACAGGGCCAAGAUGAAGCGCGCUGAACUGCUUCAUGCCAACGAUGGAAACCAAUCAUCUGCAGACGAUAAGAGGGCUGAAGAGGCUUUCAAAGCGUAUAACAAUGAUCCCGCGGUGAAGGUCGAGUCACGCGCUUCUUCUCACGCAGAAAACUCAGCACCUUCGACUAGCAUAGCGAUACAGCAAGGCAUUCGAGUGAAGAAAAAGUCCAGGGUUAAUGUCCUGGGAGUUGUCAAAAAACGGAAAAACAAGACCUAA
This is a messenger RNA of Lachancea dasiensis, 810 nucleotides long. The record is from the annotation of a GenBank genome assembly. NCBI's taxonomy places the organism in Eukaryota, Fungi, Ascomycota, Saccharomycetes, Saccharomycetales, Saccharomycetaceae.